AUGCCUAGCUUUAUCCUUAAGGCCUUCCGAUACUCGUUGCGGACGUCUUGCCGUGUCCAACUUUGUCCUAGAAAGGCUGCCUUAAUCGCGCUGAGGGCGGGUGCAGCCCCUCUAGAGCUCUGGAUAAUAGAGACAACAGUUACCCGCUCCUCGUUGGUUUCCGCCAUCAUCAGCAGCCAGCCAAAACGCUAUUAG
This is a messenger RNA of Ascochyta rabiei, 195 nucleotides long. RefSeq lists its product as uncharacterized. The transcript has 2 exons. The record is from RefSeq and is a predicted model, not a curated record. Bases 1 to 195 code for a protein of 64 amino acids. NCBI's taxonomy places the organism in Eukaryota, Fungi, Ascomycota, Dothideomycetes, Pleosporales, Didymellaceae.